AGCUGUUUUUCUUGAAAGAAAAAAUCGAGAGUUACUUGACAAUGAAGAUCUGAAGGACUUGUGGAUGUUACUUGAACAAAAUUUGUCUCCACCUUUUACCACACAGGAUCAUAUGACUAACUAUACUGACUUCAAGAUAGUUGCUAGUAAAAGUGAUGAGAAAUUCAGGCCAUAUUUUUCAGCAAGAAUUUUUGCAAAAUUACUACAAAAUGACCCUGAUGGUCGUAUAUCAAUUCGACAUUUCUUUAAUUAUGUCAUGAGAAAAGUAUGGCUUCAUCAAACCAGAAUUGGUUUAUCACUUUAUGAUGUUGCUGGUCAAGGCUAUUUGAGGGAAGUAGAUCUGGAAAACUACAUUUUAGAAUUAAUUCCUACUUUGCCACAGUUAGAUGGUCUAGAAACAUCAUUUCAUUCAUUUUAUGUGUGCACAGCUGUGAGAAAAUUCUUUUUCUUCCUGGAUCCAUUCAGGACAAAUAAAGUUAAAAUUCAAGAUAUUUUAGCAUGCAGCUUUUUAGAUGAUCUAUUAGAGCUUCGAGAUGAAACUUUGCCUAAGGAUGUACAAGAAGCCAAUUGGUUCUCAGCUCCCUCUGCAUUACGAGUAUAUGGUCAGUAUUUAAAUCUUGAUACUGAUCACAAUGGAAUGCUCAGCAAAGAAGAACUGUCGAGGUAUGGAACUGGAACUUUGACUCCAGUUUUUAUUCAAAGAGUGUUCCAAGAAUGUCUUACAUAUGAUAGAGAAAUGGAUUAUAAGACAUAUUUGGAUUUCGUACUUGCUUUGGAAAACAGAAAAGAACCUCAAGCUUUAAUGUAUUUUUUUAGACUUUUAGACAUUGAGCAGAAGAAUUAUUUAACAGUAUUUGACUUUAAUUAUUUCUUCAGGGCCAUUCAAGAACAAAUGAAAGAACAUGGACAAGAGCCAGUUUCAUUUGAAGAUGUUAAAGAUGAAAUUUUUGAUAUGAUAAAUCCUGCUGAUCCAUUGAAAGUAACUUUACAGGAUUUAAUACUGUGUGGGCAAGGUGACACUAUUGUAAGUAUCUUGAUAGACUUGAAUGGAUUUUGGACUUAUGAAAACAGAGAAGUUCUUGUAGCUGACACAAAUGAAGAAGCAGAAGUUUAAUAAUUAUGAAUUAUCAAUUCUCAAUUUUUUGUAUACAUAUUUUUUUGCAUUUUUGUAAAUAGUCAUCAUAGUAUUUUCCAUACAAAAUAAAAAAAUAAAUAAAAAAAUUAA
This is a messenger RNA of Stegodyphus dumicola, 1225 nucleotides long. Its product is annotated as serine/threonine-protein phosphatase 2A regulatory subunit B'' subunit gamma-like. Gene Ontology annotation, cellular component: centrosome; spindle. Gene Ontology annotation, biological process: positive regulation of B cell differentiation; cortical cytoskeleton organization; microtubule cytoskeleton organization. NCBI's taxonomy places the organism in Eukaryota, Metazoa, Arthropoda, Arachnida, Araneae, Eresidae. The record is from RefSeq and is a predicted model, not a curated record.